Caenorhabditis sp. 36 PRJEB53466 is the source of this 579-nucleotide messenger RNA. The record is from the annotation of a GenBank genome assembly. NCBI's taxonomy places the organism in Eukaryota, Metazoa, Nematoda, Chromadorea, Rhabditida, Rhabditidae.
AUGUUCGCGAGAAGAUGUAAUGCCGACGCGGAAUUUAGGUUGAAUAAUCGCUUUAAAAAAUUUAUUGUUAGUUAUGCUAUACAGAUUGAUUCAAUGCUGUUCCACUUGUAAUACGGACGGAAUCGGAAUGGCAUACGACUUGAUUGCCCGUUCUCUUGUCUCUGAGCAUUGUUUUGACAGAUACGGUCCCAAGUUCUGCGACAGGUGCACAUAAACAUCCGUAUAAUUCGUUGUUUUCAAUUUUUCACUUACAGAUAUGUCAACAAAACGGACGUGUUUGAGCCCCAUAACACGUGGUCUUGUGACGGCGAGAAUCCUCAAAUUGCUUUCCGUACAUGUCGUAAAUCGUGUGGAUACUGCAAUUUCAACGUCGUUCACUACACUUUGGAUAAUGCGCUUCAAGUUGGUUUUUUCUAGAGACUAAUGGAAAAUUGCGUCUGUUUUAAGUCUUGCCAACAACAACCAUUGCCCGCAGAGAAACGAAGAUGGAGGGUAAAAUUUUAUAGUACAACAACAACAUCUUCACCGUCACCAAUGGAAAUCAUAAACUCUACAUAUCAACUCUUAAAUUAUCAGUGA